Loxodonta africana (African savanna elephant) is the source of this 2163-nucleotide messenger RNA. RefSeq names its product phenylethanolamine N-methyltransferase (gene PNMT). Bases 613 to 1461 code for a protein of 282 amino acids. NCBI's taxonomy places the organism in Eukaryota, Metazoa, Chordata, Mammalia, Proboscidea, Elephantidae. Gene Ontology annotation, molecular function: phenylethanolamine N-methyltransferase activity. The record is from RefSeq and is a predicted model, not a curated record. Gene Ontology annotation, cellular component: cytosol. The transcript is spliced from 3 exons.
AGAACGGGGGUGGGGUAGGAAAGUACGAAAGAGAGGCCUGGAACAGAGGUGGAGAAGGGGAGUUGGGGCGACGUUGCUAAGGAGAUGGGGUGGGUGUAGGAAAGGGUGCCUGGAGGAAGGGGAGGCCAGGCGGCGGUCGGGGUGCGAGGGGAGGGUUCUGGGAGAUGGGGAGGGGAAAAGGGGGUGAUUAGAAACAUAAGUAGAGUAAAGACGGAUGUAGGCAAAUGGGGUGAGUGGCUGGGGGAACUGGAGAAGAGAAAGGGGAGUGGAGACUGGCGGGGUCGCGGGGGGAAUCUAAGCAGCAGGGGGAUAGGGAGCUGAGAGGGGGGCGCAGAAGCCAGUAAGGCCAAGGGUGGCAGGGCCGCGGGGAGCUUGCGUAGCAGGGCAGGGCGGGAACCGAUGUUUCCGCGGCCGCCCCCACCGGCUCCGGUGCGUCGGCGGCUCGGACAUUAAGGGAGAUGGAUGGGCGCGGGGGAGACACAGCGCGCGGGGCCCCGGGCUGCCCAUGGCUCCGCCGCCGCCCCCGCAGCGCAGGGGUCGGUCGCGGCGGGGGUCCGGCCGCAGAUAUAGGGGCUGCGAGGAGGGCGGGGACAGGGACCGCGAGGGAGCAGCAUGAGCGGCGCAGACCCGAGCCACGCUGCGGGCGCGGGCCCCGACUCAAAGCCGGACCAGGUGGCGGUCGCCUCGGCCUACCAGCGCUUCGAGCCCCGCGCCUACCUCCGGAACAACUACGCGCCCCCUCGAGGGGACCUGAGCAGCCCGGACGGCGUAGGGCCUUGGAAGCUGCGCUGCCUGGCGCAGACCUUCGCCACAGGUGAGGUAUCUGGACACACCCUCAUUGACAUCGGCUCAGGCCCCACCAUAUACCAGCUGCUCAGUGCCUGUGCCCACUUUGAGGACAUCACCAUGACCGAUUUCCUAGAGGUGAACCGCAAGGAGCUGGGGCUCUGGCUGCGGGAGGAGCCAGAGGCCUUCAACUGGAGCGUGUACAGCCAGCACGUCUGUCUCAUUGAAGGCAAGGGUGAGUCCUGGCAGGAGAAGGAGUGCCAGCUUCGAGCCAAGGUGAAGCGGGUCUUGCCCGUCGAUGUGCACCAGUCCCAGCCCCUGGGUGCUGGGAGCCUGGUGCCCCUGCCUGCUGAUGCCCUGGUCUCUGCCUUCUGUCUGGAGGCUGUGAGCCCAGACCUGGCUAGCUUCCAGCGGGCCCUGGCUCACAUCACCACUCUGCUGAGGCCUGGGGGGCACCUCCUCCUCAUCGGGGCCCUGGAGGAGUCAUGGUACCUGGCUGGGGAGGCCAGACUGGCGGUGGUCCCAGUGCGUGAGGAGGAGGUGAGAGAGGCCCUCCUGCACAGCAGCUAUGAGGUACGGGACCUGCGCACCUACGUCAUGCCUGCCCACCUGCGGACGGGUGUGGAUGAUGUCAAGGGCAUCUUCUUUGCCUGGGCCCAGAAGGUGGGAGCGUAAGAGGCCCAGUGCCCCCAGUGCUGUGGUGGCCCCACCCACCCAGGUUAACUGCUAUCUAAGGUGGCACCUAAUAAAGAAAAGAGCCUCUGCCACUGGGUGUCAGUGCUGUCUGAACCAAGGGCCCAGAGAUCUCUUUUGUGAAUGUGGGGAUGUAGGAGGCACCAAAAACCCCUAGCCUCUCUUCCAGAAGUUACCAUGAGGGUAGGUCUCUGUACCACCCAUCCUUCCCAAGAUAAGGAAGACCUAAGGCCAGGCCAUAUAUAUUGAACACUUACUGUAUGCCUGGCACUAGAUAUCAUUCAGCCCUCACACUCAGAGGUUGGUCCUGUUGUCUUGUAUCCAGGUGAAGCUCAGAGAGGUCAAGUAACAAAUAGAGUCUCAUUCAGAUCAGAAGUCUCAAAUGAUCUUUCUAUGAUGUCUCCUACUUGGAGGGACGGAGGACAAUGGCGAUAACUUGGAGACUGAAGUGAAACUUGUAUGGGGUGGGGGGAGGCUAUACAACUGAGGCACAAACAAGGGCCCAGGGAAGCAGGAGGGAAAGAAUUGGCACCUGGCUCCCUCUUCUCCCUCCUCCAUGAGCUGGACUUGAGCUCUGCCGAGCCCUGCAUUCUGGCCCCUGCCAUCCCCACCUCCACAUGCCUACAAAGAGGCCCCACCUCUGUCCUCUGCCCCUUUCCAGCCAGCUCUGGGUCCUCCUCACCA